Molecule: messenger RNA, 140 nt
Organism: Acaulospora colombiana
Lineage: Eukaryota; Fungi; Glomeromycota; Glomeromycetes; Diversisporales; Acaulosporaceae
Source: the annotation of a GenBank genome assembly
AUGGGUGAUAUGGAGAGUGGCUGGACGGACGAGGCGGGCGAAGAUGAUGCCGAGCUGGUCGAAGCCGAGCCCGUGUUCGCGUUCGCGUUCGGGGUGCUGUUGGUGGUGGCGGACGAUGGCACGGCAACACCGUUAAACUC